ACUAUUUGUUGUGGCUCUAGUUGGUUUUUUGAAACAUUCCAUAACAGACUGUGGUCAAGGAAAGUUGUUUUCAAGUUAUAAAUCUUUGUGCUACAAUACACAAUUUAUAUUUUUUUGAAGUGACAAGUGAAAAACAAAAUCAAAUCAAAAUGUUCGAUUUUAAUUUAGAAUUCGCUCGUGGUGGUGCUCAAUUUACUGUGGAACUUUUCAAAAAGUUGGCUGCUGGUGGUGUUAAAGAAAAUAUCGUGUUUUCUCCAUUUUCUAUACAGACCUGUUUAGCUUUGGCUUUUGCCGGUGCCGAAGGAGAAACCGCCGAUGAAAUUGCCACCGCCAUGAAGUAUGUCUCAAACUUCCCCCCAGAAGUGGCUGAAACCUUCCAAUUUGUUUUGGAAAAGUACAAGAAUAGUGAGCUGUUGAAAAUCGCCAACAAGAUUUACGUACAAGAGGGCAAAAGUCUCAAGGUCGAAUAUGCUACUGCCACCAAAGAAAACUAUCAUGCCGAAGCAGAGGAAAUAAAUUUCGGCGAAAGUGAGGCAGCUGCCCAAGCUGUUAAUUCCUGGGUGGAAGAUCAAACAGCGGGCAAAAUUACAAAUCUCGUAGAGCCCGGUUGUUUUAAUGCCCUCACUCGUUUGAUACUCUUGAAUGCAAUGCACUUCAAGGGCGAUUGGGAAAAGAAAUUCGAUGAAGCUCACACAGAAGAAGAUGAUUUUUGGAUUGCCGAAGAACAAUCGGUUAAGGUUAACUAUAUGAAUCAAAAGGCCAAAUUUGGUUACGGCUUCUUUGAGGAAUUGAAUUGUCAAGCCUUGGAAAUGCCCUACAAAGACUCCGAUUUAAGUAUGUUCGUUUUGUUGCCCAACGAACGUGAGGGUUUAAAAGAUUUGGCCGAAAAAUUGCAAGGCAUUAAUUUGGUUGAUUUGGCUGACAAAAUGAAUACCGAAGAGGUUGUGGUGAAAUUCCCCAAAUUCAAAGUGGACUAUAGUGUGGAAUUGUGCAAGGUUUUGAAAGAGUUUGGCAUUACUAAAGCUUUUAACAACGAGGCCAAUUUCAGCAAUAUGUUAGAAUCUGCCGAAGAUCUUUACGUAUCUAAUGUUUUCCACAAGGCCUGCAUUGAGGUCAAUGAGGAGGGUUGUGAGGCAGCUGCUGCCACUAGCAUGAUUAUGAUGACCAGAAUGAUGAUGUUACCUUUACAAUUCCAAGCCGAUCGUCCUUUCUUGUAUAUGAUUUGGAACAAGAAGAACAUAUUGUUUGCUGGUGCCUUUGUUAAUGCUCCCCAAUAAAAUGUGUAGUUGAGAGAGUAGUAUAUUAUGCAUUUCCUAAAAAUAAUGAGUCCAUGACACGAUUUUCAAUAUAGUAUUAUAUAUUCAGGAUUUAUCCUAUAAGAAUUUUUUAAACUUGCUUUAAAAAUUAUUGUUAAAUUUUACUUUUUUACUUACAUUUUUAUUUUUUAAUUUAAUUAUUAUUUUUUUUUAAUAAAAACAAAUUUAUGAAGAAAA
Molecule: messenger RNA, 1493 nt
Organism: Calliphora vicina (urban bluebottle blowfly)
Lineage: Eukaryota; Metazoa; Arthropoda; Insecta; Diptera; Calliphoridae
Gene: Spn55B
Product: Serpin 55B
Exons: 2
Coding region: 150-1277 (375 amino acids)
Molecular function (GO): serine-type endopeptidase inhibitor activity
Source: RefSeq, a predicted model, not a curated record